Molecule: messenger RNA, 6262 nt
Organism: Oncorhynchus gorbuscha (pink salmon)
Lineage: Eukaryota; Metazoa; Chordata; Actinopteri; Salmoniformes; Salmonidae
Gene: col4a3
Product: collagen, type IV, alpha 3
Exons: 52
Coding region: 418-5427 (1669 amino acids)
Cellular component (GO): collagen trimer
Molecular function (GO): extracellular matrix structural constituent
Source: RefSeq, a predicted model, not a curated record
UUCUUACACUUGACAGUACUCACUUUCACAACAUAGACAAUAUUUUUUUUUCGACGCUUGUAUGUCCCACUCGUUGUUAUUAUAUUUCAGUGGUUCUACUUUUUAGCCUAUGACUUGGGUGUAUUAAUUAGCCUUAACAUACUUAGCUGUCGCAGGUGUGAAUGGGGCUCAAAGGGUAAAGGCACUGUCUUGAGGGAGGUUAUCUUUGCCACGCGCAGGAUCUUCGGAUAGUGAGUUACACCACCAACUAUCAAAGUGCAGAAACCUGUCGCAGUGAUAGCGAGCAGUAGGCUAUUUCUUCUUAUUUCUAAAAGCGAGUUAUUCAGGGGGGCUGCUGCAUCGAUUUUACAGUUACAAAGAUAACCAACUGAAACGGGGCUUACGCCAACGGUGUAUGGAACUGCUGUAGGUAAUGAAAUGACAUACUUUCUCACUUUUUCCCCACUGCUCCUGAGCGUCCUGUUGCUACUGCUCAGCGGCAUCAUCACGCCUGCAUACACAGAUGAUGUGUGUAGCUGCACCGGAAAGUCCAGGUGUCACUGUGAUGGAGUAAAAGGCAGUAAGGGUGAGCCUGGGUAUCCAGGUUAUGAUGGGUUGCCAGGAGUGGUUGGUUAUCCAGGUUCUGAAGGUAAUCCUGGACCUUUUGGCCCUAAGGGAAAUCUUGGCUUUCCUGGAUUGUCAGGACCCAAAGGCUCACUGGGUCUCCCUGGGAAACCUGGGUUCUCUGGACCACCUGGGCAGCCAGGAAUCCCAGGAAAUGAAGGACCAAUGGGGCCAUCAGGAACCCCAGGAUGCAAUGGGACGAAGGGGGACAGUGGAUACCCAGGGUUACCUGGGGUGCCGGGACCUGUUGGAUUACCAGGUGUUCAUGGAUUGCCAGGAUUUAAGGGAGACUCCUACUACUUCCCACCCGCUGCUGAGGUUGAUGGACAUCUUGGACCACAAGGGAGAGAUGGUGUCAAGGGUCAGCGAGGGUUACCUGGACGGCCGGGUCUUCCUGGGCUGGAGGGACCGAGCGGGACUCCAGGAUUACCUGGGUUAACAGGUGUACAGGGAGAGAAGGGCCAGGAAGGUCCAAGCCCUGUAAUUCCAGGCCCAAGAGGUCAAAAGGGUGACCAAGGCCCUCCCGGGAUACCUGGACAGAAGGGCAUAAAGCUGUAUGCAGAGGGACCCAAGGAACUGAAGGGGGAGCCAGGUGAUACAGGAGAGAAGGGGUGUACAGGCCAGCAUGGUCUCCCUGGGCGUCGUGGAUAUAAAGGGAACAAAGGCGACCAAGGAGAACCUGGGGCUCUGGGGAAACCUGGGAAAGAUGGGGACCCUGGGACCUAUGGAAUUCAGGGUGAGAAAGGUGAUGUGGGCUACCAGGGACCUCCUGGAACAGAAGGUUCAAUGGGUGACAAAGGUGACCGCGGACCCACAGGUCCUCCAGGGGAUUUGAUUCAGAUCAAUGGGAGAAUCAAAGGCUUGCAGGGUUUUCCUGGGCCCCUCGGACCCCCUGGCUAUACUGGUAAUCAAGGUGUGAUUGGUUUUCCUGGAAUGAAGGGGGAACCAGGGUUGUCUUUCCCUGGGGCCCCUGGGAAUCCUGGUCCCCCUGGUUUAGCUGGGGAUAAAGGGGAGAGGGGGGAGCCUGCCCCCUACAUAAUUGGCCCCCCUGGACCCACUGGCCCCCCUGGAAAUGAUGGCCCCAUAGGCGACCGUGGUCCCCCUGGAAUUCCAGAUCUGUUGAGAGGCAACCCUGGACCACCCGGUCCUAAAGGCAUCAAAGGCAUCUCAGGACAACCAGGAGAUAGAGGCGGGUUCGGAGAAACAGGUGAGAAGGGUGAUGUCUGUCGACUCUGCAUGCACACUAAUGUGAGCCCUGGACCACCAGGACCUGCCGGAGAGCCUGGUAGGCCUGGAGAUACAGGUCGAGAUGGUGAUCCUGGAUCCAAGGGAUCUAGAGGAGUCAAAGGUCUUGGAGGUCCACCAGGUCCACAGGGUCCCUAUGGUAUACCAGGUGUGCCAGGUUCUACAGGACCCAAGGGCGACAAAAGUCCCAUGUCCCCAGGAGACAGGGGGCCUGUUGGCUCACCUGGGGCUCCAGGAGUUCCUGGGAGCGAUGGGACUGACGGGGUCCCUGGAUACCCAGGACUGAAAGGCCAGCCUGGGCUAAAGGGCAACCCUGGACCUCCGGGGCCCAAGGGUGAUCGGGGCGAUGCCGGCUCUCAGGGUAUACAUGGACGGACAGGCCAGAUGGGGACUCAGGGCCCCCCAGGUGUGGGGCCCCCAGGGAGCCCUGGACAGAAGGGCAACCUGGGGGUGCAAGGCCUGCGAGGGAGACCUGGAGAUCCAGGAGAGAAAGGCUCAGCGGGUGAGACGGUAACAACCACAGGAGACCCAGGACUGAAGGGAGAGAAGGGUCAUCAAGGCAACCCAGGACCUUCAGGGAAUCCUGGUAUAAAUGGCUAUCCUGGCUUCCCUGGCAAUUUCGGCGCCAAGGGGGAUAGAGGUCUGUCUGUCCGGGGCCCUCCUGGCAACACUGGGCCUAAAGGUGAGAAGGGCCAGCCGGGGGUUGCUGGUGCCCCAGGGAUUGGUAGUAUGGGACGACCAGGACCAUCCGGAGCUCCCGGGAUGCCAGGCCCUAAGGGUGAUUUCAGACCAGGGCUCCCAGGGCUGCCAGGUAGACCAGGCCCCCCAGGGGAGGAUGGUUCUCUGGGGCUGACUGGAGACUCUGGUCUGCCUGGGCUUGGUAGAUCGCCUGGCCUACCAGGAAGAGAUGGUCCACAGGGAGACAGAGGCAGUAAAGGUGCUGAGGGCUUGCCUGGUCUGCCUGGGGUUGCUGGGGAGUGUACGCUAGGCAUUCCAGGCACUCCGGGGGCUGUAGGUCUCAAAGGAAUCAUUGGUUUAACAGGGACCAGAGGACAGAAGGGGGUGCAGGGCGAUUCAGGUCUGCCUGGCAGAGGGGCCCCAGGAUUGAUUGGUCCGUUUGGACGGCCCGGGUUUGAUGGACCCCCGGGACCUGGGGGGGUUGCCGGCCUGAAUGGAUUCAGAGGAAGAGAUGGUGUACCUGGGGUACCAGGCCUGAGAGGAGACAUGGGGCCAUCAGGAGCGUGUGGUACACCAGGAGCAGACGGAGGCCCAGGACCAGGGGGACGACUUGGCCCUAAAGGUCUGAUGGGUGCUGAUGGGGUGAAGGGCCGUGUAGGAGCCAGGGGACCUGUGGGAGAUUCUGGGGCUCCUGGAGAUAUUGGAGUCACAACAUACAUCGAGGUCCCUGGGGACCCUGGGGACCCAGGACCUACAGCUCUAAGGGGCUUAACAGGUGCCAAAGGAGAUCAAGGUGUGAUAGGGCACAAUGGAGCCAGUGGCAAGGAUGGGAUUCCCGGGAGCGCCGGGCCGCAAGGUGCUGUUGGCGACCAAGGCAGAGAUGGCCAGAAAGGAAGUCCUGGUUUCAAUGGAAAUCCUGGAGUCGCAGGAGAUAUGGGUGUGCCAGGUGUAAAGGGUGAGAAAGGGGGAACAGGAGGUCGUGGAGAGCCUGGUUCAUCGGGAAGACCAGGUCCAAAUGGAGUAAAUGGAGUGAAAGGAGAGCCCAGCCUCCCUGGACCAGGAGCUAAAGGACGACAAGGAGAAAAGGGAGUGCCAGGGUUUCCAGGUUUUCCAGGAGAGAAGGGGGAGAUGGGUGUAGCAGGGAGGUUCGGAACCCUGGGGGCCAUUGGCCCCACAGGACCCAAGGGAAGAGAAGGACUACAGGGAUCACGAGGACCUCCGGGACCAGCCGGGGAAAAGGGCAUUAAUGGUCUCCCAGGCAAUGCUGGCUGUCAUGGCCAGAAUGGCCUUCAAGGGAGCCCAGGAUUGGCUGGUGACCCAGGGACUGCAGGCCCCAGAGGUUCCCAGGGUAGAGACGGCAUCCCUGGCCCAGCAGGAGAGAAAGGAGACAUGGGAGCCCCUGGCAUUGGACCAAAAGGCACAGACGGACAGACGGGCCAAUCUGGACUUAAGGGGGAUGUGGGGAUACCUGGCCGCUUUGGCCCUCCUGGUCCCUCAGGGCUUUUGGGGGACAUUGGACCUCCAGGCCCCCCUGGUCCUAUGGGACUGUCUGGAAGUCCUGGCCGGGAUGGAAUGUGCUUUGAAGGGCUAAAAGGAGACCGUGGACAAAAUGGUGUCCCUGGACCCCAAGGUAUGCAGGGGCCACGGGGACCUCCUGGUCCACCAGGACCUGGCUUUAAAGGAGAUAAAGGGAACAAAGGUGCCAUGGGUCUCCUGGGUACACCUGGGUACAGAGGAGACACAGGGGUACAGGGCAGACCGGGUAAUGAUGGCAGACCAGGUGGUUUGGGAGUCAAAGGGGAGAUGGGACAGUUAGGAGACAUCGGACCAAACGGUCAGAAAGGAGAUGCAGGACCUGCCGGACCUGUAGGUUGCCUUGGACAGAAAGGGCAGUCUGGAGCACCAGGGCCUAGGGGGAAAGAUGAUCUCACCAUGGUCGUACUGAUCCCCGGAGAACAAGGGCUGCCGGGUGACCUGGGGGGCAGAGGAGAGCCUGGACCCACAGGAGCUCAGGGACGCAACGGACCACCAGGACUCCCAGGUCCAAAAGGUGUCUUGGGCCUAGAUGGGCCAAUAGGACUGCCUGGAUUCCAGGCAGCCAAGGGAGACAGAGGGUUCCCUGGACCACAAGGUAUCCAAGGUGAGCAGGGGACUCCAGGAGCCAAAGGCCCCCGGGGCUCUCCAGGUCCUUACUUUGCCGGGCCAAUAGAGGACGGCUUCCUAUUCACCCGUCACAGCCAGAGGCAGAAUGUGCCCCAGUGCCCAGGGGGCAGCAACUUCAUCUACUCCGGAUACUCCCUCCUCUUCAUCAACGGCAACAACAGAGGUCAUGGCCAGGAUCUGGGUACACUGGGAAGCUGUCUGCCUCGUUUCUCUACCAUGCCCUUCUUAUUCUGCAACACGGACAGCACGUGCCGCUACGCCUCCCGUAACGACUACUCCUACUGGCUGUCCACGGAUGAGGCCAUGCCAAGCGACAUGGCCCUCAUCUCUGGUGGUUCACUGGAGAGCUAUGUCAGCAGGUGUGCAGUGUGUGAGACCAAAGCAAACAUCAUCGCUGUUCACAGUCAGACCAACCAGAUCCCUGUUUGUCCACGGGGCUGGCUCUCUCUCUGGGCUGGCUACUCUUUUGUCAUGCAAACAGGGGCUGGAGCGGAGGGCUCUGGCCAGCCCCUGGCCUCUCCGGGCUCCUGCCUAGAAGAGUUCCGGAAGAUUCCCUUCAUUGAGUGCCAUGGGCGAGGGACAUGCAACUACUACACUGACUCCUACAGUUACUGGCUGGCCUCCCUGGACCCCGAAAACAUGUUCAGUAAACCCAGGCCUCAGACAGUGAAGGGAGACUGCCCGGGUAGUAUAGUCAGUCGUUGUCAGGUCUGUAUGAAGCAAUGGCAGCGACCCUAAGAGCUGAAGAACUGAUGGGGAAUGAACUGGAGAUGCACCUCCCACUAUCAGCCACUGUAGGGCAACAAAGAGAUUGAUUCAUUCUUGCAUUUCAAUCAUGGUGCUUCCUGGGAGACCAAAGGAUGUCUCAGUUCUUACAAGUGCUGAUCCUCGUUUCCAUGUUUCCUCCCCUCCAGUCCUCUCCUCGCCUCACUUUGACGUUUUCAGCAAGGGAAGGACAGAAGGAGAGCGCACAAGGAAACUAGGAAAUACUAUUGAGAUGCAACCCAGUAGUGGCCUCUGCUCAAUCUGCCGUUUUGUUCUCAGUUUUACGGCUUGUCUGUAUUUUGUUUGUAUUGUUAAACCACUGGACUGUUUUACGGUAGAUGGUCAGUGUGAUCCAGGGCUAGAUUCAAUCAGUUCAGCAUUAAGCCGUGAUAACCGACAACUGCUUAGCAUAAUCAUGCGAUGAAGGAGGUGUAACUGCGUUGGAGCCGAUGGCACUAUCAAAUUCAUGUUUUUUGAUAGCUCCAAAAGUUAAUAUGUUGUCACGUGCUAGCAAAGCAGAGGUCCUGGGUUUGAGCCUCAGUGUGAGACAAAUCAGGAGGAAGUGGUUCUUGCUAAUCAAGCAGUGUGAUGUCAGUAGCAGUGGUGGCGUGACCCGGAUGCACAGUUGGGCUUAGGUCGACAGCUGGGGUCACUCUCUUUCAAGCGAGUUUAGAAGGGUUGAGGUUGGAAGUUUACAUGCACUUAGGUUGGAGUCAUUAAAACAUUUUUUCAACCACUCCACACAUUUCUUGUUAACAAACUAUAGUUUUGGCAUCUACUUUGUGCAUGACACAAGUAAUUUUUCCAG